UCCUGUCUUCCGCUCCUGUUUCCGCUCUGCGGUCUCUGAGACCAGCCUCGGGGCCGAGUUCAUGUCCCAGUGACCCCCAAGCUCCAUACCCGCGCCGGCCGGGGGUCGGACGCAGCAGCAGCCGCGGACCGACCCCGGGAGACCAGCCCCGCCCCGAGCGGAAGCAGGAGGCGCGCCUGCGCAGAGAGAGGGGGCGGGUGCUACCUGGCAGCUCCGCGGGUGCGUGGCCGGUGAUGGUUGGGAGUUCUGGUCUCAGGCAAGGUGGGGACUGGGCACAUCGUCAAUACGAAAUGUGAUCUCCAGCCAAAGUGGAAUAGAAAGCUAAUACGUAGAAACACCGGCUCAUUUGAUACACGUCAUCUUACCAGGAAUCAUGGAAAACUAGAAGAGUUUCAACUGACAGGCAAAUGUCCAAUUUUCUGAAGAAGAAAGACACCUUUUACCUCCUCGAUGAUAGAGAACGUCACUUUUCACCAUGAAGGGUUCUUCUGGAGGUGUUGGUUUAAUGGGAUUGUGGAAGAGAAUGACUCCAAUAUUUGGAAGUUCUGGUACACCAAUCAGCCACCGUCCAAGAACUGCACACACGCUUACCUGUCUCCGUACCCCUUCAUGAGAGGCGAGCACAACUCGACCUCCUAUGACUCUGCAGUUAUUUACCGUGGUUUCUGGGCAGUCCUGAUGCUCCUGGGGGUAGUUGCUGUAGUCAUCGCGAGCUUUUUGAUCAUCUGUGCAGCCCCCUUCGCCAGCCAUUUUCUCUACAAAGCUGGGGGAGGCUCAUAUAUUGCUGCAGGCAUCCUAUUUUCAUUGGUGGUGAUGCUGUAUGUCAUCUGGGUCCAGGCAGUGGCUGACAUGGAAAGCUACCGAAACAUGAAAAUGAAGGACUGCCUGGAUUUCACCCCUUCUGUUCUGUAUGGCUGGUCAUUUUUCCUGGCCCCAGCUGGGAUAUUUUUUUCUUUGCUAGCUGGAUUACUAUUUCUAGUUGUUGGACGGCAUAUUCAGAUACAUCACUAAAUCAACUGUUGCCACAAGUAUUUUCUUGAGAAUACUUUUUUUCCAUUGUGUUUCACUGAUCCCAGCAUAAAGUUAGUAGAUAUAACUUUUUAGUUGCUAUUCAAAUUAAUCAUUUUACUAAAAUUUUCUUCAAUAAGAAGGUCCUAGAAUCUCUCCAGACACCAACAAGCCUCCAUCUUGUCUAAGUGUUGUCAAGGACCUAGUUCUUUAGGGAAUAGGUAAACAGGUCUCCCUUUCAUUGAACAUGUGAGAGUUCAUGCAGGUUGCAAAGGCCUGAUAAUAGCUUAAUACCAUGACAUGGGGAAAAUCUUGAUAGAUUUGGCUUAAAGUCUCCUUGGCAUUCACUUCUGCUAAUUAAAAAAAAUCCUUGAAGAAUAAUUAAGAAUGGGCAAGGUUGUCAGAGAAUUUAUUUUGUUUCUUCCCCACACAGAUAAUAUCCCCAUACACAUUCACUGGCUCUUGUGAGCAAAUGAAUUUAAAAAUAGACAGCAGUUGUUCUAAUUAGUGGGAGCCAUGUACUCACCAGUUAAAACGGGCCACAACAAACAAGACUGAGAGCGUGUACUUAUCUUGCUUUUUCACCAACAGUGGUUUGGUUACCUAGUUUUAUUCACUUAAUUGUGCAUACUUACAUAAACUUUAAACUACAUUUAAAACUAGCAAAUCUGCAUACCAAAUUAUGUAUAAUGUAGAUUGAAUUUUUAUGAACUUAAAGUGAGUUAAUUGUAUAUGUAAUAUUGUUUAAAAUAUGUAAAAACCAAGCAUUUCAGCUUGGUCCAUAAUUCUAUUUGAUAUUUUUAAAUUCUCAUUUAAAAAUUAUACUGCUAUCGUUUAGCAUGUGAAAAUUUAUUGAUAAAAUGUGAUUUUAAUAUUCUUUAGCUAUAAACUUUCAAUAUACUUCCAUAUGAGGAUUAUAAUAGCCCUGCUUUAUUAAAGACCAUAAAAUAUUAACUUUCCCCAAGAUGUUAUGGGUUCCAGUUCUUCUGAUCAUUUGAUUCCUUUAAUUACUGUCCCUCAAUUUCUUCAUCUUUACAAUAGGUAUAUUAACAUUUACAGAUCGACUAUUUCCUUUAACCUCCUAGAAGAAAGUUUUUGUGGGGAAAGAUAAUUCUGUAUUAUUCAGUAGCAUAGACAUUUUGCAUAUCAAAGAUGUUCAUUUGGCACUAAUGUUGAUUGAAAUCAAAUCCAUCUGAGAUGCCUAGCUCGUAUUUGCAUUCUGGAAGCCUCCAUCGCAGGGGAGCUCGGCAGGGUAUGUGAGCUUUGUUGGAGGUGUGGUGUUUCAUUCUGCAGCUGUUGUGAGGACAGAGAGGCAUGGCUGACAGGCAAAAAAAGUCACCACCCAGAAUAUGCUCUGGGAUAGAGGAACUGCUCCUUUUCAUCAGCUCUUCCAAUGCCGUGGGAGAGGUGUUCCAAGUCUUCUCUGUACAUCUUGUGCUUUUCCAUUAAGACUUGUUCCAGUGGGAAGGAGCUUUGGAAAAAUUGCAAAGGUCUGAAUCUUGAGGGCAUUUUCAUGACAGGACUUGCCAAUAAUAAUAAUAAUAAUAAUAAUAAUAAUAAAGCUCCAGAGGCCUAACUGGUUUCUCAAGUCAUUUCAGUGAUAUCAUUGAAACGUUUUUGUGGUACUUUCCUUUGUCUUUCACUGUUUCAUUUUUAUAUUGCCUCAUUUACUUCUUUUCUUUUGGCUUGGUUAUUAGAAAAAAUAAUUAUGAGGUCUGUUGUGCAUGUUGACUGUGAUAUGAAGUUAUGGCAUGCCAUUAAGUUUUCCAGACAAUGCUGGAUGUAUCUGAUUCGUUCAUGUCAUCUGUAAAUACAAUUCUUUUUUGUAGUACUUUGGAAUGGAGCCUUUUUCUGGUGUACUGUAUGCCAUUUAAGUUUCACAUACAAGCUGCUUUCAGCAAAGGCUUGAAUAUUUAUAAAUUUCAGAUGGUUAUCCUCACUUUGUAGUACACUUAUGUGGCUACCAUAUAUUUUUUAUAUGACAAUUGGCUGAAUAGCUGAUGUGUAUGACACUUUUACAUAGAUUUGCACUUUGGAAGUAUUUUAUAGUUGUAAUGCAUCAAUCAAAUAAAUUUCAAGCACAUUUCUUGAUCAGUUUACCAGCAACCCUCUGAAGGAAUGAAGAUGAGUUGUGAUUGCUAUGUCAAUGAGUGAAAUAUAGUUAAAAAUGGCAGAGAUAUAUAGUACAUUAUUGUAGCAACCUUAUAUCUGAUUUGAGAUACUGUGUUGCCAAAUGUCCAUGUUAUGUUUAUUUCUCUAUUGGUUGUAUUUAUUAAUUUUUAGAAGCCUUUAAACUGUGUUAGAAUCUUUUUGAAAAGUGUUGAUUUUGCAUCAUAAAGUUUCAAUUUAACAAGGAUAUCAAGGAUAUCUUUUCAGUUACACUUUUAGAAGAGUGAAUAAAAAGGGCAGUGAGUUAUGCUGUUGGACUUGGUGAAAGCUAUCAUCUCUCCAUAUUGUAUUUGUUCAACUGGUUUAAUUCACUCAGGUGGAUGAUUGCACAUACAUUGGAAUUGGCUGGAGAGACUACACAGAGAAGUUUAAUGAUCGUGUACAAUUUGAGGGUUGAUGGUAGGGCUUUCUAAAAAAAGCAAUAUCAAGUGUGUUGUUAGUAUUCAUUUGGUCAUUUUUAUUACUAAUCUGUAAAUAUAUUUAUUAAAUUUGAAGAUUAAAUGGAAUUAUAAAGGAAUA
Messenger RNA from Pongo pygmaeus (Bornean orangutan), 3696 nucleotides. It is a transcript of the gene TMEM182, whose product is annotated as transmembrane protein 182. The transcript has 7 exons. Bases 451 to 1011 code for a protein of 186 amino acids. Lineage: Eukaryota; Metazoa; Chordata; Mammalia; Primates; Hominidae. Gene Ontology annotation, cellular component: membrane. The record is from RefSeq and is a predicted model, not a curated record.